AAUUAUACAUUUUUAAAUUAUAUGCAAAUAGUUAUUUAAAUAUCGGAAAUUCUUUAAAAAACACUUUCGUAUUUAAUAUAAAUAAGGAUGUUCCAAUGUAAUAGAUGAAUGUCUCAAAAUAUAAACAUUUAACUUAUCUUUCAUCCCUGAAAGAAUUGUAACUUACUUACCAAAUUUUCAAAAGGACUGUUUUGCUGAACACUGAGAGGAAGAUAUGAAAAUAGUGCAAAAAUAUUUCUCUCGCUAUUUUACGAGUCUAGGAGAAUUAAUUGCUGGUUACCCACUCGUAUUUCUUCUGGCACCUAUUAUCAUGAGUGCUUUAUUGGCAACUGGAGUGUUGAGAGUGAGUUCAAAUAGAAAUACUGAUUAUCUGUUUACAGCAACAAACGGCAAGGCAAUACAACACAAAGAAUACGUAGAAAGUAUUUUUCCUCAAAAUACUUCUGAUUAUGUCGAUGCUAUUAGAAUUACAAAAAUGGAAAAUAUAAUUAUCGUUACCGAAAAACACAUGAAAAGUAUAAUAGAUGAGAAAGUAUUGAAGGAAAUUUCUGUUUUGGAUUACUUAAUAAGAAAUUUUAGCAUCGAUUUUGGUGGAUAUAAAAGGAACUACUCUCAUCUUUGCGCUCAGACUUUCGGAAAAUGUUUCGAAAAUGAUUUUAUUAAUUUGAUUCCAAACCUUCAUCAAAUUCGUACGGGAAAAUAUAAAUUGAAUUAUCCAUUUUAUUUAAAUCCUUUAAAUUUUCGAACCAUUAUAACCGCUACAUUUUUAGGACUUGUAACAGUAGAUAAUGAAAACUAUGUUAAAGAUGCUAGAGCAGCUAGGUUAUUUUAUCCUUUAGAUUCAAAUAACGAUAACAAGAAACAAAUUAUCUUCGAAUGGAAAAAAUCUUUAAAUAUCAUUUUAACUUCUACAAAAUUUAAAUAUAUAAAUAUAUCUUAUACAAAUUCUGAAGAACUUUCGAAUAAUAUCGAAGAAUUUACUAGUAAUUUGUGUCCAUAUAUUCCGAUUGUAUUUUUAAUUGUAUCAAUUUUUGCCUCACUGACUUGUAUGACUGAUAAUUGGAUCGAAAGCAAACCAUGGCUUGGAAUUUCGGCUUGUGUUUCUGCAAGUUUAGCAAUUAUAAGUGGAUUCGGCUUGACAUUUCAUUGUGGUGCUCCCUAUGCAGAUUUUGUCUUACUUUUAUCAUACUGUAUGCUUGGAAUGGAAAUCGACGAUGCAUUUCUUCUAAUCUCAGCUUGGAGAAGAACAAAUCCGGAAGAUUCUGUAGAAAAGAGAAUGGGCAAAGCUUAUUCAGAAGCUGCCGUAUCCAUAACCAUUACAUCCAUUACCAGCGUUAUUUCUUUUUGCAUUGGAAUAUUUUCAUACUUUCCCAUCAUUCGUAUGUUUUGUAUCCAUGCCGCCGUUAUAACAUCUUUCGCUUACAUUUACCAGAUCACAUUCUUUGGAAGUUGCAUGGCUUUAAGUGGUUACAGAGAAAAACUGCGUCUUCAUUGCUUAUUUUUUCGCUAUGUUAAUGAAAACAGAAAGACUGAAGUUAUUCGGAAAAGAAGAUUAGAAGAAUUUAUCGGAAAUAUUCUUCUUUAUAAUCGAACUAAAAUAUUUAUUGUUUUAUUAUUUUUUCUGAAUUUUUCAAUUGGUAUUUGGGGCUUUCGGUUCCUGAAGUUCGGAAAUAGUGGUACCGAUGCGUUUAGAAAAGAUUCACAAACAAUGGGAUUUCUUUAUUCUAUAUACAAUUAUUUCGAUUUCCUCUAUCCCGUGCAUAUUGUUAUAGACAAAGCAAUUAAUUAUCACGAAAAAAAUGUUCAAAAAUCUAUUGACGAAACAUUAAGAAAAUUCGAAAAUCUUUCGAAUAUUGCAGAUUCGAGACUUAGAAUAUCCUGGCUAAAAUAUUACAAUUUCUUUUCGAAUCAAAAAAUUGGUAACAUUUUAUUAAAUGGUUAUAACACUUCCGAUAAACAAGAUUUUAUCGAUGGUUUAAAAGACGUUUUCUUACGAUUUCCUCAAGCAAAACAAUUUACUCAAGAUAUUAAUUUUAAUAAAAACUAUACGGAAAUUACAUCGAGUCGUUUUCUUUUGAUUAUAAAAAAUGUAACAACAGCAGAAUUAGAAACGAAUUUAGUGAGAGAUGUUUAUGAUAUUGUUAGUAACUCCGAACUCCCUAUCACUAUUUAUGGUCUACAUUUUCAUAUAUUCGAACAAGGUUUUCUAAUUAAGAAAAUUACUUUUAAUAUUGCUAUUAUUACUUCUGCUUUAAUUUUUGUGAUAUUCUUUCUUUUCAUUUCUGACAUCGUUUCAAUCUUCUGCGUAGCAUUAGUUGUCUUAUGUACGAUCUUAGAAACCAUCUCUUACAUGGGUAUGUGGAACGUAAAACUGGACAUUGUAUCUUUAGUAACUUUAGUAACAUCUGUUGGCUUUUCCAUCAAUUAUCCAACUCAUAUAUCAUACUCAUUCACUGUGGCAAAAAAUUUGAGUAUACAAGACAGGGUGAAAAAAUCCUUGAAUGAUGUUGGAUUACCGAUAUUUCAGGGUACCAUUACUACUGUUUUAGGUGUAUUUUUGCUUUUGUUUCAUUCUUACUAUGUAACUAUAUCCGGCUUUAAAAUUUUAUUUUUGAUAGCAAUAUUAACAGGAAGCCAUGCUUUGUUUGUUAUUCCUGUUUUUCUUUCAUUUUUCAAAUGUUUUUAUAAAUCAAGAAAAACUUGAGAUAAAAAAUAAUUAAACAAAUAAUUUUUUUAUAGACUACUAUAUUGAUAUUUCGAAAUUCUAUUAUCAUAUUUAUGUAUGACAGUUCUUAAGCAAUUGAUUUUUAAAGUGGUUUUAUCAUAAACAAACAUGUAUUUAAAAUCUUUUUACUAUAAUUAGGUUACUACAGAAAAUUAUAAUCUAUAAAAUUACAAUUUAAUAUAGAAAAUACUACGUGAUUUCGUCAAAUAAGUGAUGCAUUCACUAGUCUGUAUAGUGUGAUGAAUUCAAUUUCUAUUGUUUUUUCUAUAUAUCAUAUACUAAUAAAUAAAAUUUUAAAUAAGCCGAUUUAAGUAAGAAUUUACUUCAAUGUACCUGAAUGUAUAAACUAGAUUAUCAUAAAUAGUAAAGACACAACAAAAACUUGAGCUAUACGCCGAGGAGAAGGCUAUAGCGAUUUUCGAUCACAUGGCAUGCAGACUGCCAAUGAAGAUAAGAACCGAAACGAGAAACGAUGCUAGAAAUGUCAUAAACGAAGUGAAAACACUACUCAAUUACCGGUGUAUUUGGUAAUUGAUAGAUGACAACAACUAUUUUCUACGAAGCUUCUUUCCUGUAGAAGUAAACCUUCCACAGGAAUGAACGACACGAAAAGUAUCUUCAACCACAGAUUCGUUACCCAAAAAAAGAACAUUUAUCAACAAAUCUUUUAGAAUAAUGGAUAGAGUCAUUUCUGACUAUGAGCACAGUCAUUCUUAACAAGACAAAACCGAAAAUCUUAAUUUAAAUAACUCCUCAGCAUCAAAAUCUCUAUAUCAAUAGAAUUUCUCUCGUGACUUCCUCUUAAAUUCCAACGAAAACAGUUAGCUAAACGUAAAAUUAAUUCCAUAGAUUGAAAAUCGCCAAUCAUCUUUCAAUGCAAACUACUUUGAAAACUUUUUUUCUGUAUGUAUGGAUGUUAGUGUAUGUGGGUGGCACGACUUUGUUCAAUCAAUUUGAAGCUUAAUAACUCCUGUGUGUUUUGUCAAAAAUUCCUGAAAUUUUCAAAGAGGUUUAUGUAUUAAGGAAAUUGAAGCUAUUAAAUUUUAGUGGUUAAAGAUUGGGAGGAUGGGGAGAUAAAGAGCGGUUACUUGUCAUAUCUAGAGCGGGAUAGAACUUAAUGAAGAUUUUACACGUUAUUAGCAUUUACACUUUUUUCAAGAUAUCAGCCAAUUUCAUACUCAUUAUCUGUAGAUAAAAUUCGAUUUAAUAUUGGCAACUUGCCCAUUUGGAUAGCAGUGGACGAAGAUUCCAGUGGCCAAAUUAUUGUCAGUUUUAUCGUAGGAAAAUUGGAUUUCAACGACCAAGUUUGUGAAUGAUUCCUUAUAAAUCUUGUGGCCGGAAGGUAAAAAUGAUACAAAGUUCUUUCUGCUACUAACCGAUUCAGCUCCGUAUAUGGUGAAGGCUAUCCACAACUUUCAUACGUUUUAUCCUAAGCUGAUGCACAUCACUUCUUUGGCCUAUGAUCUCCACCGAGUUUCC
Molecule: messenger RNA, 4204 nt
Organism: Centruroides sculpturatus (bark scorpion)
Lineage: Eukaryota; Metazoa; Arthropoda; Arachnida; Scorpiones; Buthidae
Product: patched domain-containing protein 3-like
Exons: 5
Coding region: 215-2704 (829 amino acids)
Cellular component (GO): membrane
Source: RefSeq, a predicted model, not a curated record